AGUUCCGGGCGCCGCACGGUCCCCCUUCCUACCCUGUCCCCUUCCCUUCCCCGGUCCCCCCCGGCAGGAGCCCAGCACUGACCACUUCCCCUAUGGCCUCCGCCCCGGAGGACCCCGUUUUGGAGCGUUAUUUUAAAGGCCACAAAGCUGCUAUCACCUCGGUGGACUUUAGCCCCAACUCCAAACAACUUGCUACUGCUUCCUGGGAUACCUUUCUCAUGCUAUGGAAUUUGAAACCACAAGCUAGAGCUUACAGAUAUGUGGGUCACAAGGAUGUUGUAACCAGUGUGCAGUUUUCUCCGCAUGGAAACUUAUUGGCAUCUGCCUCACGAGACAGAACCAUUAGACUCUGGAUUCCUGAUAAGAGAGGGAAAUCCUCAGAAUUUAAAGCACAUACAGGUCCAGUUCGAAGUGUGAACUUCUCAGCUGAUGGCCAGUUUCUAGUCACAGCUUCUGAAGACAAAUCCAUCAAAGUAUGGAAUAUGCACCGCCAACGUUUCUUAUAUUCCUUAUACCGACACACCCACUGGGUACGCUGUGCCAAAUUUUCACCUGAUGGAAGAUUAAUUGUGUCAUGUAGUGAGGAUAAAACUAUUAAAAUUUGGGAUACCACAAAUAAGCAGUGUGUUAAUAACUUCUCAGAUUCUGUAGGAUUUGCAAAUUUUGUGGACUUUAACCCUAAUGGCACGUGCAUAGCUUCAGCGGGAUCUGAUCAUACUGUGAAAAUCUGGGAUAUAAGAGUGAACAAAUUACUCCAGCAUUAUCAAGUUCACAGCUGUGCAGUUAAUUGUCUAUCAUUCCAUCCUUCGGGUAACUAUCUCAUCACUGCCUCUUCUGAUGGUUCCCUUAAGAUUCUGGAUCUCUUAGAAGGAAGACUCAUCUAUACACUUCAAGGACAUACGGGACCCGUCUUUACUGUUUCAUUUUCAAAAGGUGGAGAGCUGUUUGCAUCAGGAGGUGCAGAUACACAGGUCUUAUUGUGGAGGUCUAACUUUGAUGAAUUGCAUUGUAAAGAUCUUAAUAAAAGAAAUCUCAAAAGAUUGCAUUUUGAUUCACAACCACACCUUCUUGACAUCUAUCCAAGAACACCACAUCCGCAUGAAAGAAAAGUUGAGACUGUUGAACAUCCAGGUCCUGACAAGUACAUCGCACUUGUUCACCAGAAUCACUGGCUUAUCCAGCAGGAGCUGCUCACAUCGUUUCUAGACCUUUGUCUUCUAGAACUGUAG
This is a messenger RNA of Castor canadensis (American beaver), 1229 nucleotides long. NCBI's taxonomy places the organism in Eukaryota, Metazoa, Chordata, Mammalia, Rodentia, Castoridae. The record is from RefSeq and is a predicted model, not a curated record.